Molecule: messenger RNA, 1458 nt
Organism: Bactrocera oleae (olive fruit fly)
Lineage: Eukaryota; Metazoa; Arthropoda; Insecta; Diptera; Tephritidae
Product: regucalcin
Biological process (GO): L-ascorbic acid biosynthetic process
Molecular function (GO): gluconolactonase activity; calcium ion binding; enzyme regulator activity
Source: RefSeq, a predicted model, not a curated record
GUCGCAAGUGAAUCGUCUGUAGUUGCAAAUAUUUUCCCACAAGCAAGGUACGAACGUGUAAAACGAAUAUAAUUGAUUGUAAAUCUACUUGUAAUAUUAUAUUCGUGCAAAUAAUUUACAACUGCAAAAAGUGAUAACUGAAAUUUGAAACGAAAUUGCGUUUGUUAACAAAAAGUGUUUAGUAUUAACUCUUUUUGUGAGAUCGAAAAAGCAGCUUUUAUAAUAAAGCGUAUUCGUAAAGCAGCUGCUUUAAAAGCAGUGAAAAUUGCCCGUCAAAUAAUUCUAGCUCACAGAUUGCAAUAAUUUUUGUAAUUGUUAAUAGAAAUUAACAUUUAAUGUUUUGGAAAAAGUUUACUUCGCCAAACAAUACGUAGUAUAAUAAAUAUAAGUGCUCUUUUAUUGAUACCGUUCUGUGCUUAACCUUAGUGCUCCUUAAAUGUUUUUAUCAAUGUCUUAUAAAAUCGAACCUAUACCUAACGGAGAAACCUUGAUUGGUGAAGGUCCACACUGGGAUAUUGACACACAAAGUCUUUACUUUGUCGAUAUCGAUGUUGCUCGAUUACUACGUUAUGAUUACAAAGAGAACAAAACGUACAGCGCCGUGCUAGAGGGUGAAGAAUAUGCCUCUUUUAUUAUACCAAUCGAAGGCGAGAGCGGCAAAUUCGUAGUGGGCUGCAGCCGUCGUGUAGUUGUCGUAGCUUGGGAUGGUGUAGCACCAAAAGCCAAAGUGGUGCGCGUUGUACGAGAAGUGCAAACAGACUUUGCUUUGAAUCGUUUGAAUGAUGGUAAAGCUGAUCCACGUGGUCGUCUUGUGGCUGGUACCAUGUAUAAUAAUCCAAAGGAUAUGUUUUCGAAACGUGAGGGUGAAUUGUAUAGUUUCGAGAAAGGUAAACCGGUGGCGUUAAUCAAGUCUGAUGUUGGCGUCUCGAAUGGUUUGACAUGGAACGAAAAGACAAAGAAAUUCUACUUUAUCGAUUCACUUGACUACAAUGUCAAGGAAUACGAUUAUAAUUUAGACACAGGCGUGGCAAGUAACCCAAGAGUGGUCUUUCAACACAGCUCAUAUUUCCCUGAUGGCAUGACUAUUGACACUGAUGGCAAUAUUUAUAUUGCUACUUUUACCGGAGCCACGAUUUUUAAGGUGAAACCAAGCACCGCCGAGGUUCUAUUGGAAAUCCAAAUGCCCUGCAAACAAAUCACUUCAGUUGCUUUUGGUGGCCCAAAUUUGGAUAUCUUGUACGUAACGACCUCUAAACUGAAUGAUCAGCCACCACCAGCUGGUAAUACCUACAAGGUGACCGGUUUGGGUGUGAAAGGUUUGCCGAUGACUAAAGUACAAUUGUAAGAGCCACAAUAAUCACACAAGCUAAUUGUUAUCUCGCCGGCAAAGUCUUUGUUAUACUUUGGAUUAAUUUUGAUAAGAAAUAUAUAAGCAUAUAUAAAAAAAAUCACUACUAA